AUGGCCGCAUUUAACUGUCAGCUAAACACCACGGUCCCAUUUGCCUCGGAGUUUUUCUCAAGUAAGUCCUUCUUACUGUAAGGUAGCUUUUACUACUACAAGUCAAUUUUCAAAUUAUUCGUAAAAAAUGUUUCAGGAAUAACGGCAAAAUACGCAAUUGUGAUUGCAAUUUCAACUCUAAUAACUCUCGCGAAUUUGGUGCUUUAUCUGAUCCAUAUGAUCCGGAUCUGCCUAAGGGUAUCGAGCACUACUCGCCGAGUUUCCAUCGGAUAUCUGUCGGGUACCCCGGCGUUCGUUUCGAUUACGUGCUUGGUCGCUUUAUAUGUCCCAAGGCUUCAUUUCUACGCGUCUAUGCUUAGUUUCUUGUAAGUGAUUAACAGCUGCGAAGUCUAAAUUUUUUAUUUAAAAAUUAUGAAUGAUGAUUUUAGGUACUUUAUUGGCGCCUUUUACGGAGCCACCCAGAUCUUUUGGAUUACAAUUGGAACCAGAGAGGCGGUAGCAAACGAGUUGAGGAAGGAUUCACAAAAAUUCAAGUUGAACACUCCGCCUUGUUGUUGCUGUUUGCGGUGCUUGCCAGAGGCGGAGAUGACAGCGUGAGUUGAAAAAUUUCAGUGCUUUAUUUUGAAUCAAAUACUUACCUGGCCAAUCAGAAGUUGAGAUUUCUUAAUUUCUGAAAUUAUUUUGGAGUUGUUCAAUAAUCUAUAUGUCAUGUUUUGUAUAUAUUUUUUAGCCGCAACAUCAGACGAAUCGAACGGUUGGCCUUGCUGGCCAUCGUGGUCAGAUUCAUUGAGACCAUGAUCUUUCUUGCACUCUACUUCGAACAUGGUAUAUUGGCCUUUAAGUAAGCUAUGUUUAAAAACAUUUUUUUUGAGCUUAAAUAAGCCACUACUUAAGAAUACACAUACGAAGCUUGAAUAGAAACAAAGCUAAGCUUUUUUAUGCUAUGAAUUUUGUUUUUCAGGUACUCCCAAUACAUUGACCUGGCUUGGCUACCGUUUUUCUUCCUUGGAAUGUACGGAUGCCAUUUGUUGGCCGUAAAUAUGGCCAAAAUGGAGAAGGUGCAGAAAUCGAAUUGCAUCAGAUAUUUCAAACUGACCGAUCUUUUCAUGUUGUUUUAUGGAAUUCAACACCCAAUUUUUGUAGCGUUAACAAAUGCGGGGAAAUUCAAAUGCGACAUAUUGCCAAUGAAUAACACUGGGUAUUGUAAGUUUUGAUGAUUUUUUUGUUGCUCUCUAUCAAAAAAACCAAAUAGAAGAUUUUUUUGGAAAAACAAGAAAACACAUUCCAUCAUAUAAAAUGUCCCCAGCCCACAGAGUCACAGCAUCUUAAAGAAUUUUUAAGAAAAACCUUGCAUCGUAUAAAAAGUCACUUCUGUCUUUGUUUUCAUCCUCAUAAUGCACAGUGAAGCGGUUGUUUGCAGUCUGGAAGAACACGGCGUUAGUAGUACUCUCAUUUCUGCUCACCAUUAUCAUGCUGUUGAUCAUCGACCCAGCUCGAGAAAGUGCCAUUCCCAACGACUUUGAAUCCAUUUCUACGGAGAUCUCAAUGCGCAGUAGAAAACAAUCGAUUGGGAAAUGA
Bursaphelenchus xylophilus (pine wood nematode) is the source of this 1578-nucleotide messenger RNA. NCBI's taxonomy places the organism in Eukaryota, Metazoa, Nematoda, Chromadorea, Rhabditida, Aphelenchoididae. The record is from the annotation of a GenBank genome assembly.